This is a messenger RNA of Cuscuta epithymum, 1161 nucleotides long. The record is from the annotation of a GenBank genome assembly. NCBI's taxonomy places the organism in Eukaryota, Viridiplantae, Streptophyta, Magnoliopsida, Solanales, Convolvulaceae.
ACGGUCAACUGCCAGGCAUCAGUAUCACUCCCAACUCUCAUUCCCCAGCUGGUCCACAAGCUCGCACCAUCCACCACGAAUGUCGUCUCCACCAUCAGCAACCGCCAUUCCUCUUCGUCCAUGGCACCAAUUCGCGGACUCUGCAGCUUUAAGCCUCCCUAUCUCCUUAUCAGACGCUACCUAUCGGAUCAACCAUAACAUUAGGUACUUCGUCGGGAAUUACGUCGUUCUCUUGUUCUUCAUCCUUCUUGUCAGCCUCAUCUCCCGACCCCUCACUCUCAUCUUCUUCCUUGCCAUAUCCGCUUCAUGGAUCUACCUCUAUCUGUCCCGAUCUGAGCCUCUAGAGCUAUUCGGCUUCGACAUCGAUGACCGCAUCAUCUUAGGGUUUCUCUGUUUGAUCUCUCUGAUCGCAAUGUUCGCGUCCAGAGUUUGGAGUAAUGUGUUCAUCUCGGCGGCCAUCGGAGUUGUUGUAGCUUGUGUGCACGCCUCCUUGAGGGCUCCAGAGGAUCAAGAGGCUUCACCUUACGAAGGACUGAUUGAUGUCUUGGAUAGCCCUAGAGGUGAUUAUGCUAGGGUAUGAGCUUCCUUGCUUUGGGUUAAUGCUUAGUAAACCCGAAUUGAACUGGCUUCUGGAAUAGUCAAAUGGACUGUUUGGUAAAUGGUUUCAAUCUCGGAUAGCUUUAGGCAUUUCUAUGUAGUGAAAAUGGCAGUGUUUCACAUAUCUCAAUUGCAAAUGUUCACAACUCCAAUAUUGAAUCAAUGCUGAUUUUACCUAAUUUCUGAAAUGUAUUUGCUAAAUCACAUCUUCAUCUUUUUGGGCUUUAUAGGUUUAUUUGAUAUUUCAAAGUCCCACCACCCACUACCUCUUCCCUUCAUUCAUCAUCUAUGUGAUGCUACACUGUUUGCCUUGCCUGGUUUCAUUUUUGUUUUCCCCAGUAAUAUCAGAAGUGCUAAAUGCUAAUCAUGCUAUGUCUAGCUGUUCACCCUCUAAAUUUGGCGGAAUUCUUAUAUACUACGUACUUUAUUCUGAUCAAGAAGAUUAAUACAAUUAGAUGCAAUCAUGUACUGCUAUCUUUUUGUUUCAUUUUGUUUGAAACACUUUCUGUACUUGUCCCUCCCAAGUUGUGAUUACUUCCCUAAUUUGAAUGCAUUCCACUUUGU